UCCGCUGAGGUUUGUUUCCCCUCAGCUAAUGUCACAACUACCUACAUUGUGCCGCAAUGAACAGCUCUAGAAUAUUAGCCCGUAGGAGAGAAUGGAUCUCCGGCCUGGACACCGUCUUCUCUCGGGUCAAACCACGGUCAAACUGCCGCCGGGGCCCGGAGGCAGCGCCGUGCCACAGCCGGAGCCAGGCCACCGACGCAAGUGAGAAACCCCGCCGGACAGCGAUCGACCUGGCCCGCAAAGUCCAGCAGGAGAGGACGACGCGACAGACUGCGGAGCCUCCGGUGUCCGGCCAACAGAGGAGGGUGAUGGAGCUGAAACGGUUCAGUCUGCAGCUUCAAAAUGUUCAUCCCAACGUGCUGGCCAAACACCUCCACAGAAGCGUCCUGUACCAGGAUAAACAUGUUGUGGUCAUCAAUAAACCCUUUGGUGUCCCUGUCCGAGAUGACGCGAGGGUCACAUCCAUCUCCUCUGUGCUUCCUGUUCUUUCCAAAAUGAUGGAUGGGAUGAAGGUCAAGUCUGAUUCUCAGAUGCUCCCCUCUCUGGGACUGGAGAAGGAGGCAACAGGAGUUCUCCUGCUGGCCAGGAGUGAAGAGGCAGUGGAGCACAUACUCAACCUGCACAGAAAUAACCAAGUGCAGAGAAAAUAUUGGGUCAUCACAGUCGGUGUACCUGUACCUUCUGAAGGAGUGAUUGACAUUCCCAUCAUAGAGAGAGAGGUCACAGGGCCUCGGCCGCACUACAAGAUGGCGUUAAGUCCUCUUUUCAGAAUGAAUGAUGCAGGUGAUGGUGUAACCAAAGUGCGAGCCCAUCGGCAAGCUCAUCCUGCUGUGACCAAGUACAGAGUCCUGGACAGCAGCAGUGGUUGCAGCCUUGUGGAGCUUCAGCCUUUUACUGGAGUGAAGCACCAGAUGAGGGUUCACAUGGCAUUAGCUCUGGCAUGUCCCAUUCUCGGUGACCAUAAAUAUUCCCACUCGAGCAAACUGGCACCCCAGAAAUUACCGGAACGCGUGUUGGGAAAGCUUGGACUGGAACAGAGCAAGAUCCGGUAUCUUCCUCUUCAUUUGCACGCUCGACAGCUGACAGUGUCAGGAGCCAGUCAAGCAGACAUUGAUGUGUCCUGUCCCCUGCCUAAAUACUUCACACAGACAUUGAAACAACUGCGUUUAAGCCUUACUGAUGAAAAAUAACAACAUCCUUGCUUUUGGUUAAAUUCUUUGCAAUCCAGUGGAUGUCUGCAAGUACUGGGCAUCAGGUGUGAAGGAUUUCAGUCAUAUGGGGGGGGGGGGGGUAACCAUUUAAAUUAAAUGGGAAAUUAAAUUAUAUCAAGCUGGGUUUUUCGUAGGGCUGUUGUGUAAAAUGAUCAAACACAGAAGAGACUGUGUAGAAAAGGACUGUACAGUACUAUACAACUCGUUUUAGUAAUAAACAAAUGAAGCAGAAGUGUAUUAAAACCUUUUGUCAAUGUAGUUAAUCCACAUUUACAUGUAAUUUCCCUGGAGGUACCACUAGGCUAUGGAUGCUGUUGGUGCAAGAAGUCAUUUUUAAAAGGCCCACAGUUAAUCCUUAUUUCAAAUGUCAAGAGUUGCAUUUCCAGACACUCACAGCGCUAAAUACUUUUCAUUAUUGAACUGCUUGACAUGACUCUUGAUACAAGGAUUAAUACUGCAUUAGCUAAACAAAGAUGAUUCCAUCUGCAUAUCCUGUUUAAUAACCUACUAUACAUACAUACAGGAAUAAGUUGGCAAAAAUCCUUGACGGGUGUUUGAAUCGAUAGCUUAGACCUGAGAAAAAUGUUUCCAACCACCUGCAUGACUAUAAUAUAGCACUUGACCUUGCGAAUAUCGGAGGGUCGACUCACUCAAAGAUCCACAAGCAUAAAUUAUGAUGUACUUUUUGAAAAAAGAAAAAAAACAGGCACAAGUUCUUCAGGUUUGAACAUAUCAAUACAUAUGAUCCAAAAUGCAGUCAGUAUCCAAAAAAAGUCAUGAGCGGUGGUCCCGGCAAUUGUCCAUUAAGAUGUAAUGCAUCAUAGUGGGACUUUGAGGAGAAGUAAGACGUGGUUAACGGUCUGUAAGGUUACGAAGUGAAGGGUCAAAGAUCUUCAUGUAUUGAGAAGACUGCACCACCUCUGCUCAGCUCAGAGAGCAGCAGCCCAAGAGAUUGAUCAUGAUCCAGCGGUGGUGAGACUAAAGCCUCGUUUAAAUUGCCAGUUA
Molecule: messenger RNA, 2216 nt
Organism: Seriola dumerili (greater amberjack)
Lineage: Eukaryota; Metazoa; Chordata; Actinopteri; Carangiformes; Carangidae
Product: RNA pseudouridylate synthase domain-containing protein 4-like
Exons: 6
Coding region: 57-1190 (377 amino acids)
Biological process (GO): pseudouridine synthesis
Molecular function (GO): pseudouridine synthase activity; RNA binding
Source: RefSeq, a predicted model, not a curated record